AUGGAUGAAAAAGGGACUAACUGCGGAAUUGGAUUUCAAUCUGCAACAUUUGUCGAUCAUUGCAGCCCUCCACAUCCAUCAUCCCCACCAGAAGGUUUGGUGUUGGCUGGGUCUUCUCGGACUCAGCAAGCGGCACAUGCCGCUGGUGGAGCACGUCGCAUGCGUUGGUCACAAACAAUGAACGCAAACGCACAGCGGGCGUACUUUAGGGCAAAAGGGGAAGAAACUGGAUGUUUGGCGUAUCGGGCUAGGACGCAUCGUCUUUUUGCUGAGCUGGAGCCAUCUUUAACCGUCACAGAGCAAAACCUGGGAGACCGAAUUCGGUAUAUCUUGCGCUCAAAUAUAUUUCAUGUGGCCGAACUCGAACGGCUACGACGUGAGGCUGUUCCCUCAUCGGAUGAAAAUGCUACGGCUGAGGAUGCGGCGCCACAAAUUGUAAAGCAACCUUCAAACGUGAAUGUCUCCGUGAAUACCCCAGUUGUGGUUGAUUCAAACGAUGAUGGAACAGUCGCCCAGGAACUGGAAUUAGAGCAUAUGAGGAGUACAUUGGAAGAGGCUAUUGUGGAAACGCGCAGCACGCCUCUCGAAAAUUGA
This is a messenger RNA of Parnassius apollo (apollo), 594 nucleotides long. The record is from the annotation of a GenBank genome assembly. NCBI's taxonomy places the organism in Eukaryota, Metazoa, Arthropoda, Insecta, Lepidoptera, Papilionidae.